GUGAUCAGCUUACCCCACAAAAAUCUCUCAAUCCUUGCCUUUCUUCUCUUUCUUUUUCUCAUGCCCUAUCAAAACCAGGGAUCUCUUUCUUUCACCCCUUUUCUAUUCUCUUUGUUCUUUUCCUUUCAUCAUUGCAAUAGGUCUAUAGCCAAGUUCAGGAUAACAUGGCAAAUUCGGCAUCUGGAAUGGCAGUUGAUGACGAGUGCAAGCUCAAGUUCUUGGAGCUUAAAGCAAAGAGGAACCACAGGUUCAUUGUUUUCAAGAUCGAUGAGAAAAAUCAACAGGUGAUGGUAGAAAAGCUUGGGAGUCCCCAAGCAUCGUAUGAUGAUUUUACUAACUCAUUGCCUCCCAAUGAGUGCCGUUAUGCUGUUUUUGAUUUUGAUUUUACUACUAAUGAGAAUUGCCAGAAAAGCAAGAUUUUCUUCAUUGCAUGGUCUCCUGACACGUCCAAGGUGAGGCAAAAGAUGCUUUAUGCAAGCUCCAAGGAUAGAUUCAAGAGGGAAUUGGAUGGGAUUCAAGUUGAGUUGCAAGCAACUGAUCCUAGUGAGAUGAGCUUGGAUAUUGUGAAAGGCCGAGCUCUCUGAAUUCAAAGAAAUCACUCAUUAUUAUUUCUUCGCCAUUUUUUUCCUUUUCCUUACUUUUAUAAUGAAUGAUGGUCUCAACUUGAGUUUGAAUUAUUAAUGAACGUAAUUGUUAUAUUUAA
Molecule: messenger RNA, 703 nt
Organism: Hevea brasiliensis (rubber tree)
Lineage: Eukaryota; Viridiplantae; Streptophyta; Magnoliopsida; Malpighiales; Euphorbiaceae
Product: actin-depolymerizing factor 12-like
Exons: 3
Coding region: 165-584 (139 amino acids)
Biological process (GO): actin filament depolymerization
Cellular component (GO): actin cytoskeleton; cytoplasm
Molecular function (GO): actin filament binding
Source: RefSeq, a predicted model, not a curated record